AUGGAUGAGUCAAGCAAGCUUUGCACACUUUCGAUGGAUGAGAUAUCGUUGAAAAUAUCACUCUUGUAUGAUUCAGCUCGGGACAAAGUGGUUGGUGUGGAAGAUUUUGGUGAUGGGAAUCGCAGCAGACGUGUAGCAACAUCAGCGAUAGUCUUCAUGGCUCGAGCAAUUACUGCCAACUGGAAACAACCCCUUGGGUAUUACCUGGUCCAUGAAGCAUGUCCCAGCGAGGUCCUAAAAGAAAAGCUAUUCGAAAUACUAAAUAAAGUGAGUUCAAUCGGCCUGAAAGUACAAGCAAUUAUCUCCGACCUGGGAUCAAAUUUUCAAAAAUUGGUGAAACUUCUGAAGGUGUCACCCACACAACCCUGGUUCUUACAUAAUGGCAAAAAAUAUUUUUAUAUAUUCGACCCACCUCAUGAUAUAAUAAAAGCUGUUAGAAAUAACCUCAUCAAUUACAACUUUCACUUUGGCAAUAAGGUUGCACGCUGGGACGAUAUAAUUGCGGUAUAUGAAAGGGACAAAACAAUGGCAAUUCGUUGCUGUCCAAAGCUAUCUGACCAACACGUUCAUCUAAAUUGAUUUACCAAAAUGAAAGUCAAAUACUCAAAUUCUAAGUCACUCAGUAGCAUCUUCAAUUUUGAUGUUGGUAAGUCUUGGUGCUUUGCUUGCAGCAGCCGCAGGGACAGCAGAAGUUGUUUCAAGUUGUUUCAAGAUUUUUGAUUGCCUCAAUAGUUCUACGUUAUAUAAUGCCAAAGUUCACAAGCACGCAAUUUCCCAAAAUUCAAUCCACAAGAAAUUCCUGAAAGAAAUGCUAACUUUUGUUAAAUCAAUAAAAGUAGUGAAGCCUGCAAAUGAACAAGAUGUUACAUGCUACCUGAAGUGUUUAAAUGGCUUGUACACAACAAUCAAUGCAAUACUUUUACUUUGGGAAGUCCUUCGUGAACAGCAAUCUCGUCAAUUUCUGUUGACAAGACGCGGCUCAAUCCUUUGGAGAAUUUUUUUGGAGCAAUCAGACAACAGGGUGGAAAUUCAGACAGUCCAACGCCACUGCAGUUCACACGAGGAUUCAGGAAACUCUUCUACGACAUCUACCUUAUUCUACAAACAGGAAACUGUGCAGAAGAUUUCGAUCAGAUGCUGGUAGGACCUUUGAAGCGUAAAGUGCCGGCAACCAAUACGUCUACUACAUCGAGGCCACAGCCACAAACAAGUCAGCCACGACAAUUCAAUGUCGACGUUGGAGACUACAAAACCUGCCUAGAAAACAACACAGUCAAGAUGAAUGCCAUCACUUAUGUUGCUGGCUAUUCACUCAGGAAAUGUUUUGUCAAGCAUUCCUGCCAGAAUUGUAGAAAGGAGCUGAUAAGUAACAGCAGCGACCAACUUCUUUGCUUAUCACAAAGGCUAUGA
This is a messenger RNA of Paramuricea clavata, 1410 nucleotides long. Lineage: Eukaryota; Metazoa; Cnidaria; Anthozoa; Malacalcyonacea; Plexauridae. The record is from the annotation of a GenBank genome assembly.